GAUGACAGACUUCUCUCAGAAGUUCUACUCAUGCACUUUGGCACAUUAUAAAACUAUUACGUAAUAUUUACUACUUUGUUGUUCAAACUAAUGGGUAAGCCUUCAUUAUAUUCCAAUGUUAAAAGUAAAAAAUUAAGUUUCAUACCUAUAUUCUUGUUUAAAACAAACCAAAAAAACAAACCAAAAAAUAAUUUAACCCCCCCCCCCCCCCCAAAGAACUGGAUUUUAUACUGUCAAAAUGUUACAUCAACAUACCUCAUAACCAGAAGCCCCGUACCAUAAUUCCCUUCCUGAUCACUAGACACGAUUUUCAUUUUAAGUCUUUUUGGAUAAUAGCGCCCUUAGCAAUCUUUAAAUAGCACUGAAACCAUUUGACUGGCUGGAGAUAAAGGUAUAAAUAAAGUUAAAGUCAAGUUAUGAGUUCUGUCUAGCAGAUAUUAUGCUAGCUGUGUUACGCUACAUUAGCUUUCAGUAGCUAACUAGCUUGAAUUCCUUGCUAGUGUAUGGUACACAUCCCUGGUGAUUUAAGAUUAUUUUUAUGUCAGCAAUUUAAAUGUCAAUGAUAACAAGACGACAUGGUCAUCAAUAUCCCCCGCCACAUGUGAUGGAUGCACGGAAGCACAGACGGACGGACGGAGGCCAAACCUAUAUUCCCCUUUUCCACUUCGUGGAGGCGGGGGAUAAUAAACCUAUAGAAAAGCUAUAACUACUGACAAUCUGACUUUAUCUUAAGCUAAUAAUGCUCUACUAUAUUAGCUAGCAUUAGCUUGCUGGCUUGAAUUUUUGCUAGUGUCAGUUUAGCUUCAUUGGUGAUUUAAGGUUAUUUUGCUGUCAUAAAAUUACAUAUCAACGAUAAUAAAGUUAUGGUAAGUUGUGAUGUCUAACUUGACUUUGUGCUAAGCUAAUAAUGUUAAGCUGUAUUAGCUUGCACUAGCUUAGUAGCUUGAAUUUUUUUGAUAGAGUAAGCCAAGCAUCCUUUUGUUUAGACUAGCUUUCUGUCAGGAAUUUAAAUAUGAGUGACAACAAUGAGUGAUGUUAUUUUCCUUAUAUAAAUGCUGUUGUUGUAAACUUACAUUUGUUCAUUAAUUUAAAAUGGAUGAGUAAAUUUAAUCAAAAAUCAUUUUUAUGGCUAAGUGCUACCAUUUUUGUUGCAGCUAAAGUCUCGCGAUAACAUUAAAACUGAUUUUUGUUGUUUUAAAAUUACUAUGAUGCAUUUGUAUCGCUCAAAAAUUACUUGCAAGGUAAGAUUCCACCUUUACAUUUUGUUUUCUAAUUACAAAGUUGUAGUCUGGCUUCUAAAUGUGUACCUUAAGCGUGAAUUUUGCAUGCGUAUUAUAUUGCCAUUCAAAUAAAUGUUAAGAUAAAUGAUGGUCAUGAUAAAGCAGUAAAUGUCUGUUUCAGUAACAGUAUGGUACAGUAACCGUCGGGAGCUGCACUGUGAGGAUUCGCCGUUUUUUUGAAGUUGUGAGGCAGAAACACACACAUACACACAUAAACACACACACACACACACACACACACACACACACACACACACACACACACACACACACACACACACACACACACACACACACACACACAGAGAGAGAGAGAGAGAGAGAGAGAGAGAGAGAGAGAGAGAGAGAGAGAGAGAGAGAGACCGGCGAGGAGAAGGAGAGAGAGAGGGAGAGUCGAGCCAGAGAGGGGGAGGCAGGCUACGGUUAUUUCUCUCAGGCUCCGGCCGAGCCUGUGUGGUCUCUCUACACUGUUGCUAAGGAAAUGGAUGUGCUGAAUGGAUCCGCGGUCCGGGCUCAGUCGUCCUCCUCGCCCCCUCAGCAGCCUGCCGUCUCUCACCGUGUGACUGUGUGUGUUUACAGGAAUCACUGCGAACAACGUCAGCGGCAGCUCUGCACCAGCCGGGCCAGGAAAAAAAGUCUGUGCUUGUGUGAGGUGAAUAAGAUGAGAAAAGAAGAGGGGAGUGCAAGGAGACCCACUCAGUACAAUUUCUCCUUUUCGUCUCUCUCCUCCAGUCCAGUGGCGCCGCGGCUGAGGAGCUGAGGAGCCAAGGAACUGGGGGUUUGACUGGCAGCUGGUACGACACCGAGGGAGGGGAGAGAGGCGGCUGGGCAGCGGGGUCGACGAGUCUGGCUGGCACUGGGUGAAUGCUGCCUGGAGAGGACAACGGCUGAGGCGGCAGCAGCAGCAUCAACUUGAAAAGGAGCAUGGCAUCCACGGGCAUGCAGAUAUUUGGAUUUGUGUUGGCGCUGUUGGGCAUUAUGGGUGCCAUGGUGGCCACUCUGCUGCCCAACUGGAAGGUCAGUGCAGAUGUGGGCUCCAACAUCAUCACAGCAAUCUCCCAGAUGCAGGGAUUGUGGAUGGACUGCACAUGGUACAGCACAGGCAUGUUCAGCUGCACACUGAAGUAUUCAGUGCUUUCAUUACCUGCGUACUUGCAGACUGCUCGCACCACCAUGGUGCUGUGCUGCGUACUGGCUGCCAUGGGCCUCUGCCUUGCAUCCCUGGGACUAAAGUGCACACGCUGGGGAGGUGGACGGCGCUCUAAGCGGCAUGCUGCGAUUGCUAGUGGUGGCUGCUUUGUCGCUGCAGGCUUUCUGUGUCUGGUGCCUGCUUCUUGGUUUACCAACGAGGUCAUCACCAACUUCCUGGACUCCAGUGUGCCCGAGAGCAAUAAGUUUGAGCCUGGGGGUGCAGUGUACGUUGCCUUUGUUUCAGCAGGUUUCCUCUUUGUAGGAGGGUCCAUCUUCUGUAUGUCCUGCUCGGGGAAGAGGCAUGGACCCCAGGACCUGGUCCUGCUCCCUCCCCCAGAUAAAUUGCUGCUCCAGCAGCAGCAGCAACAGCUGCUUCAGCAGCAGCAGGAGCUCCAGCACCAGUACUGCUCUCUCUCCCCAUUAGACAAUAAGACUGGCUAUAGCCUGCAGGACUAUGUGUAAUAAAACAGCUCUGUGUACGCUACGGCUAAAGGAAGACGAGCCUGAGGGGAACCAUCACAGCUUAUCCUACACACUAGGCUCUACUCCAGAUGGAGGUGGAGAAAAUGAGAGAGGAGGGCAACAACUUUGAAUUCAUUUUCCCUUUUCCUCUAUCUUGCUCUUCUCCUUUUUUUCUGUUUUGCAAGCACAAGCAGUGGAGGUAUUCCCUAAGCAGCGCCUUGGAACAAACGGUGUGAAUGUGUAAGGAGAGCCAGGAUAAGGUGCUGCAGAAUUGAAGGAAGCCGCUAACCAAAUGCAGACAUCCUUCAUCAGUAAAUCACAGAAAGAGUUCCCCAGGGAAUGGAUUAAGCAAAUAAGGAAGCCUACCGUGUAGAUUUUUUUUCCUCACCAAAGGUUUGAAUUGAAAGAGAAAAGCAAUCAUUUAGCUGCUAUUUACAAUCGUUCGGUACACUCCCAUUUGACAAAAUAGGCAAUAUAAUGCCCAAGAGCAGUAGGUGAAAAUGUUUUCAUAGCAAGCCACUGUAGUUUUUCGUAUACUUAUCCACUAGAAUGCUACGUGGAAUUGAUUGAAAUAAAUGGUCAUAUUUUUGUUAGCUACUAGAAUGAUGUUGAUAUUUUGCCUCUAAAGCAUGCUGUGUGGAGCCUGUCUGUGUAUUAAUACAGCGGAAUGCCUGGUAGAAGACUGAGACAUAGCCACACAAUGCCUGUGCCUGAAAAGCUGUAGAAACAUUACCCUGCUGUAACUGUUCAAAGAGGACUGUCAGGAGGAGGAGAUGUGGGCUGCUGGGCUGGAUUUAAGAAAGAAAAUGCAGACAAACAGAUGCCUGCGUCUCUCUCAGCAGGUGGAAAUAUGAGAGAGAUGGAGAGAAAUUGGCAGGAAGAGAUUCAUUGCUUCAGUAGAGUGGACUAUCUGGUACGCUGUUUUCAUGUUUUCAUCCCAACAAACACACAAAAAAAAACACCUUCCAGUAAGUAGCAGCUACUCAUCACAAUCCAUUCCAAACAUGCACACCCACCCACUUACACAUGCUGCUGUGUGUCUCCAUGUAGACAGUAAACACUCAGACACGCCGGCUUUUUGCAUGUGCUUUUCUCUCCUGUCAUCCGCCUCCGCACUGCCAUGGAAACGGAUUUCAGCAUUCAGAUGUCUUUAUUGUCUCGUGGUAUGUGCAUGUCAGUCAGCGAAGUUGUUUGAGGGGAGGGGGGCAUCUUUUUCUCUCACACUACUUUCACUAAUCCCCUUUAUUAGCCCAUGACACGAAGCAGCACGCCUGGUCUGAGGUUUUGGAGAAUGCUCUUCUAUGUUUAUGCCAUGCAAGCAGACUCAUAGGGAUGAAUAGAUGUUUACCGGUGCAGUGGCGGGGAGGCAAAAACAGUAGAAAAGGAGAAGCUUCUUGAGUCAUGGUCGACUGGAUAGCUGUGUGUCAGGCAGCUAGAAAAGGUUUGACUCAUUCUCCAUAUGUGACUUGUUUUCCAAGUGCGUCAGCAGUGCGCAUAUGCUACCAGUCCGCACCUGCAGAAGGUCUCAGUGUCUUAAAUUGCAUCCACUUGACUGUGUCACCAUUCCUUUUUUUACCUACCCGUCACUCUCUUCUUUUUUUACUCAAUCCCCCCUGUCCUCUUUGUGUCACAUGUCAAAUGGAUGUGGUUCCUGACCGGAGAACGCUGAUGCAUGUUGAAAGCAUGUCUUGCCGACACACGCCAGGCGCACAUUAACAAAACUCCCUCCUACUCAUGUGUCAGGAGCGUAGCUAUGCUUUCACGGCUGUUUUGCAGAGUGUAUUACCCCUUCUUUUCUGACUUAAGGAUAUGGGAGGAGUAUUGUUUUUGUGCUUGAGACAGGCCUUGGCAGUGAUCUAUAGAACCGCACAUUCUCUCCUUCUCUCUCAUAAACAUGCAGCUUCCUGGGGGAGAGCAGAUGGCUAAGCCCAGCUCGCCACCUGCAGGCUGCUGCCGGCACACCACGGACAUCUCUGUGGGUGCCGCUGGUGGCCCUGGCAGCCCUGCAGGCCCAGGUUUCCACCCCACCCAGACUGAGCCAUCUUGCCCAGCUCAGAGUUUAGCCGACAGCACUGGCCUCCUGACAAAAACUCACUGCCCAGGCAUCAUAACCAAUGCAAUAAACAAAGUAAAGAAUGUGCCAUGUCAUCUACUAAUACUGACACGUUAUGUGUUUUGAGAAUGUGCCAAAUCGUCUCACGAUGACAGGUUUUAAUAAUAUCUGGAGUUCUUUGUGUUUAUUUUUUUAUUGCGUUGUUUGUACAUGAAUUAUACAUUAGCAAAUGUUUUAUGGAUUUGUGAUUUGUUCUGCCAGACUAAGUCUCAAGUCAACUAGAUACUUGUGUACAGUCCAGUGCAGCUUUCGAGGGUUAUUUUAAAUCCUCUUUAUUCCUCAUUUCCCAAAGCACAGCAAGACUUCACUGCGUCUGAGAGUUUCAUAAGGAAGGCAUGAGUGUGGUAUUUUGUAAAUGAAAAAAUGUCUUUGUUUCUGGAAUUGGUCUAUUGUAAGUCUGUGACAACUGUACACAAGGGUCUAGGCUUUUAGGGGUUUGUUUUUACUGAGGUAUCAGGAUUCCUUCAGAUUGUUUCAAUAUAAGAUACAAUACCAUGUUCAUACCAUAUCUUCUUUAUAAGAAGACUACUCAGUGCACCUUUACUCGUGUUACUUUAUUUGACAGCAGUUUGGUUCAUAUGGCUGAGCAUUCCAAGCUCUCUGGACCAGUACAAAUACAUACUACAACUGUCACUCUGGAGAAAAGGGGAACGAUUUCUGUCUGAGAGGAUUCAGCAGGGAAUUAGGAGCUAGUGAUUUCUCUUUUUUGUGGCUGUGCAGCUUGAUCAUCAGCACGCAAUUUCAUUAGCUUAUAAAUGGCCAGAGUGCAAAGUGACUAGGUCCUAAAAGUCUAAAGAGUAACUACUCUUCUGCAUAUUACUGUACCAAGACGUUGAUUUAUCAUUUUGAUAACUGCAGCUUAUUUUUGUGGAUGCUUUAGCACUUCUUACUUUGCCAGAGCAUAUUUGUGAUGAACAGUUCACAAGUUCUGAUACAGUUGUCUCAAUGUGCUUGUGCAAGUAGUUCUAUUUUUUACCAAUAAAACUAUUUUGUGAAAGCAG
Molecule: messenger RNA, 6047 nt
Organism: Acanthochromis polyacanthus (spiny chromis)
Lineage: Eukaryota; Metazoa; Chordata; Actinopteri; Pomacentridae
Product: claudin-20
Exons: 2
Coding region: 2205-2933 (242 amino acids)
Biological process (GO): cell adhesion; bicellular tight junction assembly
Cellular component (GO): bicellular tight junction; plasma membrane
Molecular function (GO): structural molecule activity
Source: RefSeq, a predicted model, not a curated record